ACAGCAAAGGUUCCAUUAACAGUCGCACGAAUUAUAUGCGAAACAACAACUUUUGAAACCACCAAAAUUACUGGUAUGAAUGAAUCAAAAAUGACUACAAACACAAAAGAAACUGCCAGUGAUCAAAAAUGUAUAGAAAACUCAGAUUCUGCAUCCCUAACAAUGAUUGCAGUAGGUACAUCAUCAGGAUUUAUUGUAGGAAUCAUCAUCGGAGUUUUGACAACUUGCUUGAUGCAGAGAUUAUUGAGAAAAAAGAAGCAGAAAAACCAAAUGGAAAUGCAGAGCAGUCAACAUCAUCAACAUACCACCAUGAAAAAUGCAGAAUAUGAAAAUCAUGUACCAACUUCAAACGGAAACGGAUACGAAGUUAUAAUUCCAGUUGAUAAUAAGAAUGAAAGACCAUAUGAAGAGAUAAUAUGUGGGAUGGAAUCUGCAUAUGAAAAAUAAGAGAAGAAAUAACCUCUAUCAAAGCAUUCUUUAGCUAAUCACAUAAAGACAAUAAAAAUGAUGUGACUUCAUCAAUUAGUCACUGAAAACUAUAUAAACAAACAUGAACAAACAAGUAUAGUUCUCUUUCUCAAAAUGAGCUAUAUUUGUUUACCUAGUUUGAGUUAUACUGUUAUUUUAUCAUUUAUUUUUGUCAAUCCAUCAUUUUCAUAAUGCAAUAUUGCAUGUCAGUUACAUCAUCAUUCACCACAAUAUUCUUUCAUAAUGCUUGCGUGGGCGAUAUGGCUCAGCCAGUAAAACCCUUUUCCAGCCAUUAUGCUCUAAUGGGCUUCAGUACUCUUUGGUGUUGAAUCCCGGGACUGGAAGUGUUUUAAAGCGCUCUUUAACUUUUUAUUGCUUUAUUAUGUUGUCAUGUAACAUGAGAAAUAAGU
Styela clava is the source of this 878-nucleotide messenger RNA. RefSeq lists its product as uncharacterized. Lineage: Eukaryota; Metazoa; Chordata; Ascidiacea; Stolidobranchia; Styelidae. The record is from RefSeq and is a predicted model, not a curated record.